CUCCCCCUCUUCCUGGAGGAGCUAAAGCAGAAAGUACCGUUCUGUGAUUCACUGGACAAAAAAGAGGGAGGAGGCAGCCACGAAAUCCCAGUGCCAAAACUAAGUAAGUUAGCUGACACAACGCACCCAUCUUGCAGCGCCUCGGCCGGGUGCACCCACUCCGCGGAGACCAAGUGGGCUCGAAGUGGAGUGGCCACCGGGGCAGGAACCCCGCUUCGCUCCCUCCGCGCUCCAGAGGCCCGGAGGACUUGGUGCCCGAAGUUCCUGCAGAAAGAGGGUGGUGAGCCGUGGAAAGAGAUCAGGAAACUGGGCUUUUAUUCCCCCUUACUUCGCCGCCUAGUGUCGGGGAGACUGGCAAACGCUUUGGAGAGGACCGGGAGAAAUAGAGAGCCCUGGAAAAGUGGAGAAAGUGGUCAGGAAGUCGGUCUACUUCAGGCAGCCGUUUAUCUGUCAGGGUAAGAGCGCGGCGCGGCUGCUCAACCCUCCUCCUUCCCCCUCCCUGCCCCCCCCCCCAGUGCCUUCCAGGUGAGGGGACCGCCGGACCGCCGGUCCCCCGACCUGUGUGCGCGCGCGGCUGCCAGAACCUCGCUCCUCAACGUCAAGGGCGCUCUGGCCACAAAAGGUCCCUACUCAAGGUGAUUCCUUGCUAGACUUUUUGUCCCGAGAUCUUUCGGGUGGAAGCCUUCACUUUUUUUGUGUGUGGAAGCUACUCAGGGGACCGAGGAGGAGGAGGGAGUCAAAUCCGACGGAAAAGAGCAACUCCUUGUUUGUCCGACGUCCCAUCACUUGUAGAAGGUUGAAGCUGUUGGAUGUGGUGACAGCCGAGAGGAGCGCAGGACUUCUUUCCAGGUGGGGACCGUCCACCGCCUGUGCGAUCUACCCCUCUCCCGCGUGCAUGUGUGCGUCGGCGGCCGCACCGGGUGCGUGGUUCUUCGAGUGGAGUCUCAGCCGGGACCCAAGUGAAUGGCCCCCAGGGGGUGUGCGGGGCCCCCGCCUCCGCCGACUCCGCCGGCCUGGGUUUGGCCCGGAAAGAUGCUAGCCAUGGGGGCGCUGGCAGCCUUCUGGGUCCUCAGCCUCCUCACCUACGGUUACCUGUCCUGGGGCCAGGGCUUGGAGGAGGAGGAGGAAGGGGCCUUGAGAGCUCAGUCUGGAGAGAGGCCAGAGCCCAGCACAUCUGCCACCUCCCAACCCCAUCUCAUUUUCAUCCUAGCGGAUGAUCAGGGAUUUAGAGAUGUGGGUUACCACGGCUCGGAGAUAAAGACUCCCACUCUUGACAAGCUUGCUGCCGAAGGAGUUAAACUGGAGAACUACUAUGUCCAGCCUAUUUGCACACCGUCCAGGAGUCAGUUUAUUACUGGAAAGUAUCAGAUACACACCGGACUUCAACAUUCUAUCAUAAGACCUACCCAACCCAACUGCUUACCUCUGGACAAUGCAACCCUACCUCAGAAGCUGAAGGAGGUUGGAUAUUCGACACAUAUGGUUGGAAAAUGGCACUUGGGUUUUUACAGAAAAGAAUGUAUGCCCACCAAGAGAGGAUUUGAUACCUUUUUUGGUUCCCUCUUGGGAAGUGGUGAUUACUAUACACACUACAAAUGUGACAGUCCUGGGAUGUGUGGCUAUGACUUAUAUGAAAAUGACAAUGCUGCCUGGGACUAUGACAAUGGCCUAUACUCCACACAGAUGUACACUCAAAGAGUUCAGCAAAUCUUAGCUUCCCAUGAUCCCAGAAAGCCUAUAUUUUUAUAUAUUGCCUACCAAGCUGUUCACUCACCACUGCAAGCUCCUGGCAGGUAUUUUGAACAUUACAGAUCCAUUAUCAACAUAAAUAGGCGGAGGUACGCUGCCAUGCUUUCCUGCUUAGAUGAAGCAAUCAACAAUGUGACCCUGGCUCUGAAGACAUACGGUUUCUAUAACAACAGCAUUAUCAUCUACUCUUCAGAUAAUGGCGGCCAACCCACAGCAGGAGGAAGUAACUGGCCUCUCAGAGGUAGCAAAGGAACAUACUGGGAAGGGGGCAUUCGAGCCGUUGGCUUUGUGCAUAGUCCACUUCUGAAAAACAAGGGAACAGUGUGUAAGGAGCUUGUGCACAUCACUGACUGGUACCCCACUCUUAUUUCACUGGCUGAAGGACAGAUUGAUGAGGACACUCAACUGGAUGGCUAUGAUGUCUGGGAAACCAUAAGCGAAGGCCUUCGUUCACCCCGGGUGGAUAUUUUGCACAACAUCGACCCCAUUUAUACCAAGGCAAAAAAUGGCUCCUGGGCAGCAGGCUAUGGGAUCUGGAACACUGCAAUCCAGUCAGCCAUCAGGGUGCAGCACUGGAAACUGCUUACAGGAAACCCUGGCUACAGUGACUGGGUUCCCCCUCAGUCUUUCAGCAACCUGGGGCCAAACCGGUGGCACAAUGAACGAAUUACGUUGUCAACUGGCAAAAGCAUAUGGCUUUUCAACAUCACGGCUGACCCAUAUGAGAGGGUGGACCUAUCUACUAGGUAUCCUGGAAUCGUGAAACAGCUCCUACGGAGGCUCUCACAGUUCAAUAAAACCGCAGUGCCUGUCAGGUACCCUCCCAAAGACCCUAGGAGUAAUCCUCGGCUCAACGGAGGAGUCUGGGGACCAUGGUAUAAAGAGGAAAACAAGAAAAAGAAGCCGAGCAAAAAUAAGGCUGAGAAAAAGCAGAAGAAAAGUGAGAAAAAGCAGAAGAAAAGUAAGAAAAAGAAGAAACAGCCGAAAGCAGGUUCAUUUCCAAAUUGCCAUUCAGGCGUUUGCCAUUAUCUUAGAUAAUUACGAAUUUUUUUCCUGUCUGGUUAAACUUAAGUCGGUCUUAGUCUUUUAGCUGUUUUCUAGAGAGACCAGCAAAUUUGGCUCAAUAAUUUUACUGCCGGAAGUAGCAGCCCUGUUUUCAUGUUGUGCCACUCCAGAGACUGCUGCCACCUGGUCGUCAUGUGGAAGACGGUUCUGUGUUGUGCCAAAGGUGCUACCCUUGCAAGCCACACUUAGAGGAGAAUGGAGAUGCUAAUUUCUUUUGCUCCUUUACAAAAAUGGUCCUUAAUCAGUGCAACUGUUGUGCUUUCGUCAACUGACCAGACACUAUGCUUUAAAACUGCGAUCAACGGACAUGCUAAUUUGAUGGAAGUUACAGGGUAGCAUGAUUAAAAACUACCUUUGAUAAAGUACAGUCAAAGGUUGCAUCACCUGAAAGGCCUUGAAAGAUACGUUUUCUUCGUGAAUUAUUGUAUCUCUGUCUUAUGAUACUUGGUUUUUGAAGUUAAUUCCAUUUCACGUAUCAUUUCCUUUCCUGUGAAAAUAAGCUGUUGCUCCCAUGUAAACAGCUUGCACCUCAUUCUGUCAUGCAUGAGGGAAUGGCAUAUAAGAAUGUUUGAGCACACUGCCAAAACGUGAAUGUAACUAUUUUCUAAACACUUUAAUAGAAUGACGUUUCAACGUAAAGUAUGUAAUUU
Molecule: messenger RNA, 3464 nt
Organism: Lynx canadensis (Canada lynx)
Lineage: Eukaryota; Metazoa; Chordata; Mammalia; Carnivora; Felidae
Gene: ARSJ
Product: arylsulfatase family member J
Exons: 2
Coding region: 964-2787 (607 amino acids)
Source: RefSeq, a predicted model, not a curated record